Molecule: messenger RNA, 864 nt
Organism: Acanthosepion pharaonis
Lineage: Eukaryota; Metazoa; Mollusca; Cephalopoda; Sepiida; Sepiidae
Source: the annotation of a GenBank genome assembly
AUGCUUAACUUCGGUGAUUAUGAGUCUAUACGCUUAAAGCGAUAUAGGGACUUUAGUCGCAUUAAUUAUUUUCAUGUCGAUAUAUUUUGCUUUUCAUUUUUCAAUGACCUUUCUUCUUCAUUCCCUUUCUUCUUCAUUCUUUUUCUUUCUUCAUUCCCUUACUUCUUCAUUCCCUUACUUCUUCAUUGCCUUGCUUAUUUAUUCCCUUACUUCUUCAUUCCCUUUCUUCUUCAUUCUUUUUCUUUCUUCAUUCCCUUACUUCUUCAUUCCCUUACUUCUUCAUUGCCUUGCUUAUUUAUUCCCUUACUUCUUCAUUCCCUUUCUUCUUCAUUCUUUUUCUUUCUUCAUUCCCUUACUUCUUCAUUCCCUUUCUUCUUCAUUACCUUGCUUAUUUAUUCUUCUCUUCAUUCCCUUAAUUCUUCAUUCCCUUUCUUCUUCAUUCUUUUUCUUUCUUCAUUACCUUGCUUAUUUAAUCCUUUCUUCAUUCCCUUUCUUCUUUAUUCCUUUACUUCUUCAUUCCCUUUUUUCUUAAUUCUUUUUCUUUCUUCAUUCCCUUGCUACUUCAUUCCCCUUCUUCUUCAUUCCCUUACUUCUUCAUUACCUUGCUUAUUUAUUCCUUUCUUCAUUCCCUUAAUUCUUCAUUCCCUUUCUUCUUUAUUCCCUUUUUUCUUAAUUAUCUUACUUCUUCAUUGCCUUUCUUCUUCAUCGCCUUGCUUCUUCAUUCGCUUUCUUCUUCAUUCCCUUUCUUCUUUAUUCCCUUUCUUUUUCAUUCCCUUGCUUCUUCAUUACUUUGCUUAUUUAUUCCUUUCUUCUUUAUUCCCUUUCUUCUUAAUUAUCUUGUUUUUUCAUUCCCUUUCUUUUUAA